CAAAAUGUGCAGGAAGAUUAGAUAUAGGGCUUCACCGUACCAGAGCGAUGUUACAUUAAAGGAACUGGAUUAGGAUUAUCCUACAGCGUUUUCAUUCCUGUCAAAAUGCAAAGACAGUUGACUGGUAGCGGGCGACAGGGUUGCCACGCUAUCUAGACCCGUCCAACAUAUUAUGGGUCUCGCGACGGCGGCGACGGCUUCUCGCGACCACCAGCCCGCCGACUCCUUUCACCCCCACUGACCCGCAACCAAGAACUUUCCUUGUAUCCAUUGUUACUCAAUGCUGACGUUUUAACUCGAUUCUUAUGUGAUCUGAGAAUGAGCCUGACGACCAUUACAUGGUUCAGCAACCCCAGUUUAUGUCGGUGGCAUGCGCGCGAGAUCCCGGUCGGAAUGAGAUAGAGAUGUUGAGGCCGAAUAUAGUAAUGGGAUGCUGACCUGGAUUUUCGGUAUAAGUAUCAUCAGUUGCCUCGAAAUAAUCCCAAUAUUUCUCUUCAGCACCGAAAGGAAUAUCUGAAUCAUCAUAUACCUACCUAUCUAAUACUAUUAAGCAAAUUUAUUGCCACCGGAAACCAUCAAUACAAUCAUAAUACCAGGCUCAUAUUCCAACUAAAUUAGAAUAAAGCUUUUCGACAUGGUGGCCCAAACCAGAACACUUGAGUCUGCUGUCGCAGUUCUCGAGAAGUUAGCUUCAGACCCUACGGCCACUCGCACGGCUCUUGGAGCAGAUAACGAACUUCGGAAGAGGCUCUUGUCGGCAACACUAUCGCUUAUUCCAGAAUUGGAAACGUCGGCCGAAGCUUGUCAACGGUUUUUAUACAAUAUACUCGAGCUACCUAUGGCUAGGAUCGCUGUGGAUCUUAAUAUCUUCAGCCUGCUUAAGGAGAGUUCCACCCCCCUUUCGACAGCAGAACUCGCAAAACAGACGGGCAAGAAUCCGAAUCCGAAACUUCUGGCUCGUGUCCUGAGAUACCUAGCUUCACUAAGUUUUAUCCGUGAAGUCGACAGUGACAUCUGGACUGCAAGCCAUCUCGGGAAUAACCUAUUAGGAAAGGGCCAGAGCGCAGGGGUAGCUAGCAUGGUCGACAACUGUGGCUUGGCGAUGCUAACUCUUCCGGCUUUUCUUCGUCGCCAUAACUACAAUCCACCUGAAGAUAAGAGCGACACGGCGUUCGCCCAGGGCAAUAGAGUGGCUCCUGAAGAGGUGACCUUCUUCCAAUGGCUCAAGAACCGCCCCGAGAAUGCCAAGGACUUCAACAUCUUUAUGACCUCCCACCGGACCGGCGUCAAGACGUGGUUUGAACAAUCAAAAGUCAUUGAGGAAAUCACGGAUGCCUUUGAGAAGGUAACCGUUGGGAAAGAGGGCGGGAAAGCGAAAGGGGUCUCCUUUGUGGAUAUCGGCGGUGGUAUUGGUCACCAAUGCAAGGCAUUCAAGAAACAAGUGCCAGACUUGGGAGGCACUAUCGUUCUAGAGGACCUGGAAGAAGUGGUAGCAAACGCAGAACUCGAGGACGGGAUCGAGAAAGUUGGAGUAGACUUCCUCGCUGGUCAACCUGUUAAGGGCGCGGCAUCUUACUAUUUCAGAAGCGUUUUGCGAAACUGGCCCGAUCAAUACGCUCGAACAAUUCUCGGUCAUGUGCGAGAUGCCAUGGACGAACACUCUCUACUGCUGAUUGAUGAGUUGGUACUUCCAGAUCGGGGCGCGCAUCGGUAUGAGACACAGCUUGACUUGGCCAUGCUUGCCAUGCUCAACGCAGAAGCAAGAACGAGGACACAUUGGAAUCAAUUAUUAGCCGAAGUGGGUUUUGAAGUGAAGGAUAUCGUGUUCUACGAAGAGGAAGCAAGGGAGGCCGUGAUCAUCGCGAAGAAAAUAUCGAGCUAAGUAGGUAUCUAUUCCAGCUUUGGGCAUAGUCUUUACCGGAGUCAGGUCAGGCGGCGAUUAUGUUUUCAACAAACGGGUGGUUCAACUGUGUAUUUCAAUUUGGG
Molecule: messenger RNA, 1986 nt
Organism: Annulohypoxylon maeteangense
Lineage: Eukaryota; Fungi; Ascomycota; Sordariomycetes; Xylariales; Hypoxylaceae
Product: S-adenosyl-L-methionine-dependent methyltransferase
Exons: 6
Coding region: 635-1882 (415 amino acids)
Molecular function (GO): O-methyltransferase activity
Source: RefSeq, a predicted model, not a curated record